Molecule: messenger RNA, 2113 nt
Organism: Octopus sinensis (East Asian common octopus)
Lineage: Eukaryota; Metazoa; Mollusca; Cephalopoda; Octopoda; Octopodidae
Product: zinc finger protein OZF-like
Exons: 2
Coding region: 148-1776 (542 amino acids)
Biological process (GO): central nervous system development; regulation of transcription by RNA polymerase II
Cellular component (GO): nucleus
Molecular function (GO): RNA polymerase II cis-regulatory region sequence-specific DNA binding; DNA-binding transcription factor activity, RNA polymerase II-specific
Source: RefSeq, a predicted model, not a curated record
GGUGAGUAGGAAAUAUAUCUACAUUGCAUCUGUUCCACACUUGUAAACAAAGAUCUGUGAUGUCUGAGACAAGGAAUUGAACCACAAUAAAUUAACUCACAGACGUCUGUCAGCUUUUUUUUUUUAAAGAAUUGCUCAAGAAUUAACAUGGAGAACGUUGAUGAUUUGGACACUUCAAGCACAACUGUUUUUAGCAAUAUAGAUACAGUUAGAGAGACAGACGGAGAUGAUACAGAGACAGUUACACUGACAGACAGACAUGAAAAACUUGUGCGUAGUGAAACAUUUACUAAAGGAAGAUCGUUACAGGGAAACAUUACAGCAACUGAAUAUCGGUGUGAUGUUUGUCGAAAGGUAUUCUCUUCAGAACACGAAGUCCUCAAACACAAAGAAAUACACAAUAAGGAAAAAGCCUACAAUUGUGAAAUAUGUGGGAAGAAUUUUGUAUCUAAUAGCGUCUUAAGAAAACACAAACGGAUACAUUCUGGGGUAAAACCGUUUCAGUGUGAAAUAUGUGCGAAGUCAUUCAUCACUAAGAGCCACUUAAAAAGACAUGAACAAACCCACACGGGAGAAAAACCAUAUCGUUGUGAAAUGUGUGGGAAAUCUUUCAUUGAUAACUCUCAGAUCACAAUCCAUCAACGAAGUCACACCGGAGAGAAACCGUUUCAUUGUGAGAUAUGUAGAAAAUCUUUUGUUUCCAACAGUAUGUUAACAGCACACAAACGGGUCCACACUGGGGAAAAUCUGUUUCACUGCGAAAUUUGUGGGAAAUGUUUUAUCUCUCGUUCUAAGCUUACGAUCCACAUACGGAGUCAUACGGGAGAAAAGCCGUAUUGCUGUGAAUUGUGUGGGAAAUCCUUCGUCAAUAAUAGUUAUUUAAUCAGUCACCGGAAGAUACACAGCGGGGAGAAACCUUUCCAAUGUGAGACGUGUGGAAAGUCCUUUAUUAAGAAUUCUCAGCUUAUCAUUCACAUCCGGAGUCACACGGGGGAGAAACCGUUUGAUUGCGACAUCUGCGGAAAAUCGUUUGUCUAUUAUAGCGCAUUAACGAAACACAAACGAAUCCAUACAGGGGAAAAGCCAUUUCAUUGCGAAAUUUGCGGAAAAUCUUUUAUUAAUAAUUCAAACCUUGAUAUCCACAUACGGAGCCAUACCGGAGAAAAACCGUUCCACUGCGAAAUGUGUGGGAAAUCUUUUAUGAUCAACAGCAAUUUAACAACCCACAAACGGAUACAUACGGGAGAGAAGCCUUUCCACUGUCAAAUAUGCGGAAAAUCCUUCGUUUCCACUGGAGAUUUAACAAAACACAAACGAAUCCAUACAGGGGAAAAGCCUUUCCAUUGUGAAAUAUGCGGAAAAUGUUUUAUUAAUAACUGGAAUCUUGUUAUACAUAUUCGUACUCAUACUGGAGAAAAACCAUAUAAUUGUGAAACGUGUGGAAAAUCUUUCUCCUUUAAUUCUAGUCUUGCCGUACACAAGCGUAGUCACACCGGAGAGAAACCUUUCCAGUGUGACAUAUGCGGGAAAUCGCUGAUUAAUAAUUCGAGUCUUGUGGUUCACAAGCGCAGACACUCCGGGGAAAAACCUUACAACUGUGAAAUCUGUGGGAAAUCAUUUGUGAACAACAGCGAUUUGAACAGACACAAACGAAUCCAUACAGGUGAAAAACCGUACAACUGUGAAAUCUGUGAGAAGGCUUUCAUCACAAACGGUCACUUAAAAAAACAUGCACGGGUACACACAGCAGGAAAUUUGUUCCACCGUGAGACAUGACGUAUCAUUUCCCUUUCAAAUCUAAAAUUAUCAGUAGACAUUAAAGAACAUCACGGAGAAAUCUUGUCAUAGUUUGGAAGAUUCAUUUAUGUCUAUAAAUAGACAUGGCUGUUUAUUUUAAGAGUUCGGUUUGUUAAUAAAAGGUUUUGGGUUCAGUUCCACUGAAUGGCAGCUUGGACAUGCGUCUAUAAAGGCCCUUGGUCGACUUAUGCACUUUCUUUUAUUCUUUUACUGGUUUCAGCCAUUUGACUGCGGCCAUGCUGGAGCACCACCUUUUAGUUGAACGAAUCAGCCCCAGGACUUAGUCUUUGUAAACCUAGUACCUAUUCUAUUGGUC